GAUCAAGAAAGAAAGGUUCAUCGAUCGAUAGAACAAUAGAAUGAGGUAUCACUACUAUAAAAGCACAGUUUGGUAAACAAACGAUAUAGUCAGACUCCCACUUUCUUCGGUGAUCAAUUUGACACUCCAACUUAUUCAAUUCGUCCAGAACAUAAUUCAUUUGCAGUUCCUUCGACAUACUACAACCCCUAUCAACAAUCAACUCCUCAUUACUAUGACUCUUAUAAUCCUGAGACCGAGCGUUUGGCUCGAGCUUCUCAACUGCGUCGUAAACGAUUGGAACGUGAACGUGAGUUAGAAAAAGAAGCCGAGUUUCAACGUGAGCUCUCUAGACUUCAACACCAUUCUGGACAUUAUAAUGACGCUCUUAGAGCUGAACGAGCCCGCCGUCUGGCACAAGCUCAAGAAAAGCACCGGGCUCAACGCCAACCAGAAGCUCAAUCAGAUCCCUCAGACCCUCAAGUCCAAGUCACCCUCCCCGAUGGCCGUCGCUGUGUUGUCCCUUUAUCAUGGGCCAAACGCAUGCAAGCCAAGCAUCCAUCCAUCUUAUCGGACAACAUGAUCACCAAGAUCCGAGAGCGUUCACCUUCUCCGCCUCCUGAAAAUGACCUAGUUUUGGCUGAGACCGACAACGAAAGCGAAUCUCACGAUAGCGACUUUUAUGCUCUUGAUCGAAGUCAAGAACCGUAUCCUCAUGUUCUUAAACCCUCGACAAUCCCGGUCAAAUCUUCACCGCCUGCAUUUUCUCUUCCUACCCAUCGUUCUCGUGACGAGCU
Messenger RNA from Melampsora larici-populina 98AG31, 776 nucleotides. RefSeq lists its product as uncharacterized. The record is from RefSeq and is a predicted model, not a curated record. Lineage: Eukaryota; Fungi; Basidiomycota; Pucciniomycetes; Pucciniales; Melampsoraceae. The annotation marks the transcript as partial. The transcript is spliced from 3 exons.